AUGGCGAAUACGGUGGCCGGUUUAACUCCGGUUUUGGCUCCAAUCUAUUCUCCCAUAACUCUUAAUCGAAAGCCAAUCACUUUCCACAAGCCGCAUCUUCUCUCUUACAAGCAAAACCCUAUCUCCACUCUUCUACACAGGUCAAGAGCUGUUCGUGUGAUAGAGGUAGCACGCAAGCAAAGGAAUAAGUUGUUUUCUGUUUUUGGGGCUCUCUCUGAUGACUCAGAGUUAAACCCAGAAGAAGAAGAAGAAGAAUCAAAGGUUUCCUCAGAGGGAAAGGUUGGUUCUAUAGAUAUUAAGCUGCCAAGAAGAAGUUUGCUUGUGGAGUUCAGUUGCAACUCAUGUGGAGAGAGAACAAAACGGCUUAUCAAUCGUUUGGCUUAUGAACGUGGCCUUGUCUUUGUCCAGUGUGGUGGAUGUCUUAAGCAUCAUAAACUGGUUGACAAUCUUGGUCUCAUUGUUGAGUAUGACUUCCGCCAAGAAACCUCCAAGGAUUCGACUACUGAUCAAAUUUGA
Molecule: messenger RNA, 516 nt
Organism: Eruca vesicaria subsp. sativa (arugula)
Lineage: Eukaryota; Viridiplantae; Streptophyta; Magnoliopsida; Brassicales; Brassicaceae
Source: the annotation of a GenBank genome assembly